AUGACCCAGUCAUCUUCUGCUAACAUUUCAAAUAACCGUACGGAAGAAUUGGUGAAUUCGACAAAUCUGGUGUCGGAACACAACUCAGGAGUACUUAUUCCGAAUUCAAGUGUUCCAAAUUCUACUACUGAUAUGAUCUCAAAUAACGCUAUAAAUGAGAGGGUUGUCAGUAUUGCUGAAAUUCCAAGCUCGUAUCAAACAGAUGGCGUCAUAAGCACUCGUCAAUUUUCACCCAUCGUAAUGGAUCCGCCUAAUUUGUCGCAGGCUUCAUUAAGUAAUGACGCAAUUGGGCAACAAGGAACAAUAAAAAGGGACACCGAGACUGCAGCAACCAAUUCCAAUAGAAAUUCAUUACCAUUGCUGCCAAGUCGAUGUUUGAAACGACGAAACGAUAGCGCAGAAGGUCAACAAUCAUCGAAACAAUGCAACGGAUUUGAUAUAAAACAAUUAUCAUGGAGUAAAAAUUUUGAAAGGUAUUCUGGAAUGCAACCAAUAUCACCAAGUCCAUUGCAACAACAAUUACAACUAACCGCCAUUUCUACAUCUACAUCUGUUGUAGAAGCGCAAAUUUUACCUAAUUCAUCACAGGUUGCAUUAAGUGAUGACGCAAUGAGCCACAAAGAAGCAAUAGAAAAGGAUGCCGAAAUUGCAACCAAUACCAAUGGAUAUUUAUUACCAUUUCUGGCAUCUUCAAAAGUUUCACUAAUAAGUCGACAAAGCGACAGUACAGAAGAUCAAUCGUCAAGACAAUGGAACGAAUUCGAUGCAAAAACGUAUUCCGAAUUGCAACCAAUGUCACCAAGUCCAUUGCAACAACAACCGCAACUAACCGAUUUUACAUCGAUUUCGCAUUCCACUGAAUCAGCAUCGAAUCAGAUGAUGCAAUGUGGCAAUAACACUCUUGGAAGUGAAAUAUCAAACGGUAUGCACGCCGAUAUAUUGUUAUGCUCGGAAUUUGAUCCGCGCAAUAUGAUUCAAGAGUUCCCGAAUACUUAUUCUUCAGCAGCAAUACCACUAGGAUCAACACUAGGGAAUGAAGCUUUUCAAACGUAUUCCGAAUCGCAACCAAUGUCACCAAAUCCAUUGCAACAACAAUUACAACCAACUGAUUCCACAUUGAUUCCAUAUCCCACUGAAUCAUCUUCAGUUCAUAUGGAGCAAUUUUUGAGCGGCUAUUUCCAUGGCGCUCUUGGAAGUGAGAUGUCGAAUGAUAUACACUCCGAUAUACCGUCAUGUUCGAAAAUUGAUCCACCUAAUACGAUCCAAUCUCCCUCGGCUAAUCGUCCUCUAACGGCAAUACCGAAGUAUGAAGAAAAAAAAUAUUACGUACUGAAAGCAUGCGAUCAAUCGUAUUCAACUGCUGAAACAAACAAUAUAGCAACGUAUAUCGGAUUUCAAGAACCACAAUCUUCACAGCAACCUAUUCUGAAUUUUGGUAUUCUGAUGGCUGAAGAUUAUUCAAUGAAUGAGCAAUAUCAAGCGGGAUCAAAUGAAGGACAAGCAAGAAUAUUCGAAUUGCAGGAAAAUCGACCGGAAAAUAAUAUUAGACGACCAACCACAGCAAUAAAAGAAAAGUCAAAAAGUCUUUGCGUUGUUUGUGGUGAUAAAGCAUCUGGUAAUCACUAUAAGGCAUUAACCUGUGAAGGAUGCAAGAGCUUCUUUCGACGAUCGAUGCAGAAGAAAGAGCAGUACAAAUGUAACCGGGAUGGGAAUUGCCCAAUAACGCCGAAUACCAGAAGUAAAUGUCAGAAGUGUCGUUUAAUAAAAUGUCUCGAAAUGGGAAUGGAUCCGAAUUCUGUGUGUAGGAAGGAACAAGAAUAG
Messenger RNA from Cercopithifilaria johnstoni, 1821 nucleotides. The record is from the annotation of a GenBank genome assembly. Lineage: Eukaryota; Metazoa; Nematoda; Chromadorea; Rhabditida; Onchocercidae.